Jaculus jaculus (lesser Egyptian jerboa) is the source of this 1404-nucleotide messenger RNA. It is a transcript of the gene Ccdc90b, whose product is annotated as coiled-coil domain containing 90B. The record is from RefSeq and is a predicted model, not a curated record. Bases 249 to 1019 code for a protein of 256 amino acids. The transcript has 9 exons. NCBI's taxonomy places the organism in Eukaryota, Metazoa, Chordata, Mammalia, Rodentia, Dipodidae. Gene Ontology annotation, cellular component: mitochondrion.
UAAAAAUGGAAACAAUUGGAAAUGGGUGGUGGGAGAAGGAGCAACUCUGAACCCAGAUAAUGAAGUGUGGCUGUGUGCAGAGGCCCAACUUUGCGAGACUGGGAUGGAGGCUGCGCUGGACGUGUCGUCCAUGAGAAAUCGGGAACUACAUUUCCCAGCAUCCCCGUGGUACCAGAACUACUUUACCCGAAAGUCUCAGCGAGGUUGAACCCCCUCUUCCGCAACCUCCGGUCUCCCACUGCGAGAACAUGAGGGGUCGCUGGCUGUGGCGGCUCGUGCGCCCCUCUGGGAGCGGGGGCAACUGGACUUCAGCUCCCCGCGGGCGUUUCUCGAAGGCCCCGCGGAGAGAUUUCUUGACCACCACAACUAAGGAAGGAUACGACAGGAGACCAGUGGACAUAACUCCUUUAGGACAAAGGAAAUUAACAUUUGAUACUCAUGCGUUGGUUCAGGACUUGGAAACACAUGGAUUUGACAAAGCACAAGCUGAAACAAUUGUAUCAGUAUUAACUACCUUAUCAAAUGCCAGCCUUGAUACUAUCUAUAAGGAGAUGGUCACUCAAGCUCAACAGAAAAUAACAGUACAACAGCUAAUGGCUCAUUUGGAUUCUAUCAGAAAAGACAUGGUCAUACUAGAAAAAAGUGAAUUUGCAAAUCUGAGAGCAGAGAAUGAGAAAAUGAAAAUUGAAUUAGUUCAAGUUAAGCAACAGCUGGUGCAUGAAACCAGUCGAAUCAGAGCAGAUAACAAGCUGGACAUCAACCUGGAAAGGAGCCGAGUCACAGAUAUGUUUACAGAUCAAGAAAAGCAGCUUAUGGAAGCAAACACAGAAUUUACCAGAAAGGAUACCCAAACAAAAAGUGUUAUUUCGGAGACCAGUAAUAAAAUUGAUACUGAGAUUGCUUCUUUAAAGACACUAAUGGAGUCAAACAAACUUGAGACAGUUCGUUAUCUUGCAGCCUCAGUGUUCACUUGCUUGGCAAUAGCUUUGGGGUUCUACAGAUUCUGGAAGUACGACUAACACUCCCUCCCUCUGCUGCCACUACUGACUUCUGAGGACCUAAGUGGGGACAGACUUUCUUGAAUAUUGUCAGCUGCAGCAAAAGCUUACUCCAAAGUUAUGCACUGAAGAGAAGUGUUUUAGGUAUUUAUUUUGUAUGUCUUUAUUAUGUUGAGAAGCUGUUAUACAAAACCUGACUUAUUUAAAAUAGAAGAGCCUUUUGUCUUUAUCUUUUUGAUUGUUAUCAAAACACAAUCAGCUUUCCUGCGGAUAACUUUGUAAAUAAAAUAGGACAUUGUUGUUUUCUGUUGCAGAUUUGAAAAUAAUUUUGUAGUUUACAUACAUAUUGGAUCUAACCUUCUUGAUAAAUAUUGAAGUUUUUAUAUAAAAGAUUACUAUAACAUUG